This is a messenger RNA of Pecten maximus, 908 nucleotides long. Its product is annotated as peptidase inhibitor 15-A-like. The transcript has 7 exons. Lineage: Eukaryota; Metazoa; Mollusca; Bivalvia; Pectinida; Pectinidae. The record is from RefSeq and is a predicted model, not a curated record. Bases 129 to 773 code for a protein of 214 amino acids. Gene Ontology annotation, cellular component: extracellular region.
CAUUUUUUUUCGCCUUACUGAUGGCUGGCAGCAUCGGUAUCUGAGUAUAAAUAAACCUCUUCAGUUCUUCAACAUCUACAGACUGAGACAAGCAGACCACGUCAAGCUGUUACACACUAUUUGACACAAUGCAAUUUAUUGUGGCAUUCAUGUUCGUGAUGCUGGCAUAUGCGACUGCACAGCAGCCGGACAAAUUCAUGCAAAGGAUGAUUGCCAAGAUGAGGAGAAAUGCGGGUGAGGCUGAGGUGGGGGAAUCUUUGACUAUUGUUGAUCGCCUGAACAGGAGAGGGGUCAGUUCCGGCGAUGCAAAGAAAUUUGUACAAGCUCACAACAAAGUCAGACAUCACGCAAGGCCAACACCCAAGGAUUUGUCAGACAUGGCGUGGGAUGACACGCUUGCCACUACAGCCCAAAAAUACGCAGACAAGUGUAUUUGGGGACACAAUCCCCAUCGUUCAGACAAGAGCAAGUACAAUUAUGUCGGAGAAAACCUUUUUGUAACGACUGCCCAAGGUGGAGUGGAACCGUCAGCUGCUGUAGAAGCUUGGGCAGGUGAGGUCAAAGAUUAUGACUACGAAACCAAGACCUGUAACCCUGGAAGGAUGUGCGGGCACUAUACCCAGCUUGUGUGGCAUGAUUCUACCCACGUCGGAUGUGGUGUGAAGGUUUGCAAUACUCUCAAGAACAGUUCCAUGAAGAAGGCAACUCUCGUAGUGUGCAACUACGGCCCUGGCGGUAACUACGUAGGGGAGUUUCCUUACCCAGCUGCUUAGAUGAUGGUGAGCAGCAUGUCUUCUACCUCGCCCAGUUCCAGGAUUCCAAGACGACCUACACGCGAAUUUUGGAUCACACCACAUGUAUUCCCUACAAACAAUGUGUUUAAUUGUAAGUGACAUGAAUUUUAAAAU